This is a messenger RNA of Lolium rigidum, 560 nucleotides long. Its product is annotated as 17.9 kDa heat shock protein 2-like. The coding region runs from base 66 to 560 and encodes 164 amino acids. NCBI's taxonomy places the organism in Eukaryota, Viridiplantae, Streptophyta, Magnoliopsida, Poales, Poaceae. Gene Ontology annotation, biological process: response to salt stress; response to hydrogen peroxide; response to heat. The transcript has a single exon. The record is from RefSeq and is a predicted model, not a curated record.
CUACCAUUUUGUACACAGAGUCACAGAUACAAAUUCCCAAGAAGUUAAAGCCAAGCACUGCGAGGAUGUCCCUGGUGGCGAGGCUCUUCGACACGUUGUCCCUGGACGCGUGGAAGAACCCCUUCAGCAGCAUCUUCGGCACGGCGGCCGGCGCCGACGCGUGGCUGGCCAGCGACACCACGGCGUUCGCGGAGACGUACAUCGAGACCCGGGAGACGGCGGAGGCGUACGUGUUCAGCGCGCGGCUGCCCGCCGGGGUGAGCAAGGAGGAGGUGCGGGUGGACGUCGAGGAGGAGGGCCACGUGCUCGUCAUCGCCGGCCAGCGCAGCGUGCGGCGGGAGGCCAGGCGGGACGAGGCCCGGCACGUCAUCGAGCGCAGCUGCGCGUCGUUCCUCGGCAGGUUCUGCCUCCCCGACGACGCCGUCGUGGGGCAGGUCAGGGCCGCCAUGGACGACGGCGGGGAGCUCGUCGUCACCGUGCCCAGGAUCGGAGCAGCCGUGCUGGCUCUGCCCGAGCCGGCCUUGGCCAUCCGUGAUCCGUCCCUCUGUGGUUCAGUGUGA